AAUUUUAUGACUCAUUUUUUUAACUUCAUCUGUGACUAAAAUGACCAUCUGAAGCUUUAUACUUGGUGCAGAAGCAGAGUGAAAGUUUGUAGUGAAAGAGAAAGCAUGUCAAGUGGAACGACAUACUGGUGUUAUACAUGCAGGCAGCCAAUCUGGCUUGAAAGGAGAGAUGCAAUUUGCCCUUACUGCGAUGGAGGCUUUGUGCAAGAACUAUACGAGCUGCUGCGAGCAGUUUCAAGGCAACAAGGGUUUUCAUCACAAAGGGAAGAUUUUCAUCAAGUCCCUGACAUUAUGGAUGCUGUAAAUCAUGUUAUGGAGCAAAGAGGUUCCGAGCCAAGAGUUGGAGUUAGAGAUGGUGUUGACAAUUUCAUGAGGCAGAGAAUGGCUGGAAGCUACACAAACUUUGAUGUCAGAAGGAGGUUUGGUAGCACCCCUCUUCCUGAUCAGACUUGGGGGAUCUAUACAUCUGGUCCUUAUCUUAUAUUUCAUGGUCAACCUCCAGGGUUCACUAUCUCUAACAACAGUGGCUCAAGAAGUGGUUCUGGGCAUGUUGAUUUUGGUCACUACUUUCUUGGUCCUAGACUUGAAGGACUCAUUGAGCAGCACAUAACAAAUGACCGGCUUGGUCCACCUCCUGCAUCACGCUCUUCUAUUGAUGCAAUGCCAACAAUUAAGAUCACAAAUGAACACCUCCAAUCUGAUUCUCACUGUGCAGUUUGUAAGGAAAGGUUUGAACUGAGUUCUGAGGCCAGGAAAAUGCCAUGUAGCCACAUUUACCACUCAGAUUGCAUUGUUCCAUGGUUGGUCCAGCACAAUUCCUGUCCAGUUUGCCGUGUUGAGCUGCCAUCUCAAGGACACUCCAGUUCCCGAAGUAGUCGUAGUAGGGGAGGAAGGAGUGGUAGUGACAGUAGUAGUGGCAGUGACAAUAUCUCAAGGAGAAGAGGAAAUAGAGAGAUGACCAGUGGAAGGAGGAAUCUGCUAUCAUAUUUGUGGCCAUUUCGAACUUCUAGUUCAAAUACUUGAUAAUUGUACUGAGACUGGGGAACCUACUCUUCUACAAGUCUUUGGCCUGUGCCAGAAGUGAACUAAAAGUUUCAUUUCUUCUUCAGCACAACACAAGUGUAAUUAGCUGUCACACAAUGAUUAUGUUUGUGAAGAUUGUGCUUUGAACUUGAUCUCAUUGAUGCUAGAUCGUCGAAAUAUGUGAAACUCUUUGUAUAUUCUUGGAAGCAAUUUUCGUUUUAUAGUUUCAGUUG
Messenger RNA from Vigna umbellata (rice bean), 1256 nucleotides. Lineage: Eukaryota; Viridiplantae; Streptophyta; Magnoliopsida; Fabales; Fabaceae. The record is from RefSeq and is a predicted model, not a curated record.